CCUGCCCCUCAAACCAUGGGGCCUGUCAGCUACUCAUCAGAGACCUAUGACUUGAGCCAGGUGGAGCUGAGCGGUUACUACGAAGCUGAGAACACCACCCCUUCUUUGGAGGGCUACUUUUGCUUCAACCCAGCCUCAUCUGUGGUUGGCAACCAGGGAGACCCCUUCAGAAAGGUCUUCAUGCCCCUCAUCUAUCUGCUGAUGUUUGUGUUGGGGACUCUGGGAAAUGCUCUGGUCCUGGUCAUUUUAGAGAGGUUCAAGCGGUCUCGUACCACCACAGAAAACUUCCUUUUCCACCUCACCCUGGCCAACCUGGCACUGUUGUUCACCUUCCCAUUCAGUGUGGUGGAGAGCUUGGCUGGGUGGGUGUUUGGGAAGUUCCUCUGUAAGAUACUCAGUGCUGUCCACAAGAUCAAUUUCUACUGCAGUAGCAUGCUGCUGGGGUGCAUCGCAGUGGACCGUUACCUGGCCAUCGUCUAUGCAAUCCACACCUACCGCAAGCGCAGAGCUCGCUCCAUCCACCUCACCUGCGCGGCUGUCUGGCUCUGCUCACUGCUUCUGACUUUACCCGAUCUCGUCUUCAUGGAAGUCUGGACAGAUGACAGCAACCGCAGCAUUUGCUAUUUUCCAGAGGUUGGGAUUGAUGGAAACAAUGCAUGGCUGGCAACUCGCUUCCUCUACCACACCGUGGGCUUCUUUGUGCCCCUGCUGGUCAUGAGUUACUGCUACAUGGCCAUCAUCCGGGCACUGUGUCAGUCCCAGCGCCUGCAGAGGCAAAAAGCUGUCCGUGUGGCCAUCCUGGUCACAGGCAUCUUCCUCCUGUGCUGGAGCCCAUACCACAUCGUCAUCUUCCUGAACACACUUACCAAGCUAGAAGCCUUCACCAAGAGCUGCCAUCUGGAAGACCAACUGGACACAGCCAUCAUGGUGACAGAGGCCAUCGGUUUCACACACUGCUGCCUCAACCCCAUCCUCUACGCUUUUAUUGGGGUCAAGUUCCGUAAUGACUUCUUCCGGAUCCUUCAGGAGCUUGGCUGCAUAAGCCAGGAGACCCUGCAGGAGAUUCUGGAGGUGACAAGGAAGGGUAGUGGGAUAGAGUCUGACAACACCACCUCCAUCUCCACUUUCUAG
Onychostruthus taczanowskii (white-rumped snowfinch) is the source of this 1131-nucleotide messenger RNA. RefSeq names its product C-X-C motif chemokine receptor 5 (gene CXCR5). The transcript is spliced from 2 exons. The coding region runs from base 16 to 1131 and encodes 371 amino acids. Gene Ontology annotation, biological process: B cell activation; immune response; lymph node development. Lineage: Eukaryota; Metazoa; Chordata; Aves; Passeriformes; Passeridae. The record is from RefSeq and is a predicted model, not a curated record. Gene Ontology annotation, cellular component: membrane. Gene Ontology annotation, molecular function: C-X-C chemokine receptor activity.